CGGUUCGGCCAUGCACUGGGCGACGCUGCUGACUGUGUUUGCGCUCCUGGGUCCUGCCGCCGCUUGGGCCCCCUCUGCUGAAGAGGAGCUGCAGUUCAAGGUCUGGAUGCUCCAGAACAACCGGCAGUAUGGCCCCGGCGAGUACUCCCGCAGGCUGCGCAUCUUCCUGGACAACAAGAGGCAGAUCGAGGAGCACAACGCGGGCAACCACAGCUUUCAGAUGGGCCUGAACCAGUUCUCAGACCUGACCUUUGCUGAGUUUAAGAAGCUCUAUCUGUGGAGUGAGCCCCAGAACUGCUCAGCCACAAAGGGCAACUUCCUGGGCAGCUCUGGGCCCUACCCUGACACCAUCGACUGGAGGAAGAAAGGAAAUUUCGUGACACCCGUGAAAGACCAGGGCCCCUGUGGCAGCUGCUGGACUUUCUCCACCACGGGGUGCUUGGAGUCUGCUAUUGCCAUUGCCACGGGGAAGCUCCUCUCUCUGGCAGAGCAGCAGCUGGUGGACUGUGCCCAGGCUUUUAACAACCAUGGCUGCAAUGGGGGCCUGCCAAGCCAAGCCUUCGAGUACAUCCUGUACAACAAAGGGCUGAUGGGGGAGGACAGCUACCCGUACCGGGCCGAGAAUGGCACCUGCAAGUUCCAGCCUGAGAAGGCCAUUGCCUUUGUCAAAGAUGUUGUCAACAUCACACAGUAUGACGAGGAUGGGAUGGUGGAAGCUGUGGGGAAGCACAACCCAGUGAGCUUUGCCUUUGAGGUGACAAAUAGCUUCAUGCACUACAGCAAAGGGGUCUACUCAGACCCACGGUGCCACCACACUCCUGACCAGGUGAACCACGCUGUCCUCGCCGUGGGCUAUGGAGCAGAGAAUGGGACUCCCUACUGGAUUGUGAAGAACUCCUGGGGCCCUCUGUGGGGCAUGGAUGGGUACUUCCUUAUUGAACGUGGGAAGAACAUGUGUGGGCUUGCUGCUUGUGCAUCCUACCCAGUCCCUCAGGUGUAAGAGGAGAGCACAGGCUGGGGACAGCAGGCAGAGGAGAAGAAGCAACUGCAUGUGUAGGAGAUCCUGGAUGCUGAAAUCAAGGCAGUGAUGAAACACCAGCUGAGGUGAGAUAAGAGUCUGCUGGAAGUUGUUGCCUGCAGGCAGAUUCCUGGGCUGGCAGCAGCUUCUUGCAGGCAGAAGACUUAAGACUUGUGCCUCCUCCCACUGUGUUCCUGCAUUGAGCACCAGACUCCUGUCUUCUCCUACUGCUUUGAGCUUCUUCACCCUGUCCUGAGGCCCUGCUGCUGGGGGGUGGGGUGCCAGCAGUGGAGGGCUACUCAGGGGAAACACCACAAUUUGAAGACACUUCCCCAACAAAGCUCAGCCCUUCCUUCAGGUGGCUGCUUUCCAGGUGUAACUUCUAGGGAUGUUCUGAAUUGCCUUUGAAGGAGUUGG
Dryobates pubescens (Downy woodpecker) is the source of this 1435-nucleotide messenger RNA. RefSeq names its product cathepsin H (gene CTSH). The record is from RefSeq and is a predicted model, not a curated record. Gene Ontology annotation, molecular function: cysteine-type endopeptidase activity. Gene Ontology annotation, cellular component: lysosome. Gene Ontology annotation, biological process: immune response. NCBI's taxonomy places the organism in Eukaryota, Metazoa, Chordata, Aves, Piciformes, Picidae. The coding region runs from base 11 to 1000 and encodes 329 amino acids. The transcript has 12 exons.